UAGUCCUGUUCCGUUCUCUUUUCACGAGGAAAUUUGGAUUCGCGUCUCCGUUCUGGCUUCACACAACCCCGAUUUAGCCGCAUCAUUACUUGUUUCUGCCUCUUCUCGAGGAAAACACCAUCAUUGCCAUUAUCCACCGCAGAGCUCGAUCCAUGAGCCGGGUCUAGCUGUGACCGGCCUAAUGGCCAUCAAUUUCUUUUCUUUCAUGUUCAUUUCCCAAUUUAUGCAUGCUUGAGGCGUCAGCAUUCUCUUGACCUUGCGACUGGAAUCGCUUUCAUUUGAAGAACUGUGACCAUGGCGACGAACGCCAAUCUGCCAGCCGGUGCUUUUAUCACAUCUUUGGGGGGGAAGAGAUUACAGGCAACGACAACGCAAGCUGCGGCACCCGCGAUACCCCCUGCUGUAGCACCCGUGCUCACUGAUACUACCACCACGGCUGCUGCUGUUACUACUACAGCUGCUCCCCCUCCCCCUCCACCACCUCUGCAGCAGCAAACGCUGAUAAGUACAACGGGUUCUACCUCGGUAGCUGAGAUUGUGUCUUCAGCGUCAGCAGUGGAGACCUCGGCCGCAAUUGCUCCUACGUCAGAAGUUGGGACGUCAAUCAUAGCCGAUCUCACUUCAGCAACAGCAGGGAAUGCUGCCUUGUUGACAACAAUUGGAACGGGGACACAGGCAACCCCGGGACAGGCAGAAGCCACAGACUCUUCAUCAGAACCGACUGCCACGUCAGCAGUGAGUGACGAUAGUGGUAUCAGCACGAAAACGACCAUAGCUGUAGUAGGCGGUGUCGUUGGAGGAGUGGUUGCAAUUGCGCUCAUAGCAUUCCUAAUCUGGUUCUGGCAGAAGAGGAUACGUCAAAAGCGGAGAAGCACAUUGUUGACCCCUCUGGGACCCGAGUCUGGUUUCGGCAGUGCCCGUGAAAAGAUUCCCUACUCCAACAGCAGGAAUUCUAUCGGGCCUACCACUGUGUCAGAGAAGUUGAAGGCCCUUGUAGGGUCCAAUGUGCGGAAGAUUCGAGGACGAUUCGGCGGUCAUAGUCCAUCGGGUAGCGUCAAUCUGAACAGGGGUAACUCACAGUAUAUGGAAGGGAUGACACAUAGUCGUGAUAACUCCGCUGACAUGGGCGGAUCAGCCAAAGACCGACUGCUGGGUUUCUUUGGUCGGUCCGACGACAAACCAGGCCGCGGUGGGCUCAAGGACGGCCCUUCCACAGGACGCGGAAUGAAGGGUGCCAAGGCCCGUCCAGGUUCACAGCCGGACUUUUUGACACUCCUCAGUAUGGAUGAUAAGCAACUGUCUGCUCAGACCAACAAUGGUCGCACCAGCAUGAGCAAUCCGAGACGAUCUCAGAGCGCAGGCUCGAAUGACCACUUCCUCGGCAGCCUGAACCUCAAUUUUGAUGCGGCGAACCCGUUCUCAGAUGCAAAUAUCAUGGACCGCGAGUCAGCCAAACCAAGACCGCUAGUUAUCACGAAUCCCGACAAUCCUUUUUCUGACGCAAAUGCCGUUCAGCAGCCUGUGGCGGCCAAACAGACCGGGCCCACAACGUAUGUGCAGAAUAUACGUCGAUCGCGUGGUACGUCCGUCGGCGGCGCCAUGACGAGACCUCCCAGCACAGACGCACCCAGUAUGUGGCGGGAAUCGGGGACUUCAGUCGCGUCCUUCGCGACGAGACGUAACAAGUUCCGAUCAGAUCCAUUUGACCUCGAUAGGCCGGAGUUGCUAUCUUCCUCUGUCGGUGCGCAGGUACCACUACCCGCGACUCGCAAUAGCCGCACUGGCAGCCUGAGAGGGAGCGGCGUGCCACUGCCUCCGAACCCCGCGCAUACCCGCGCCGAGAGCCUGUCGAGCAGCAAGUAUUCCAGCGGAGUCGUGAGUCUGGAUCAGUGGAGUGACCCCGGACCAGAUGUCGGGCCCGCAAGCUCGAGAUAUGAGAGCCCAACGCCGACGGGCGAGAGGAAGGGCGACGGCCGCAGACGAAGCGGUGCUAGCCAGGGCAGCCAAGGAAGUGUGGGCAAAGCGUAUUGAUGAGAUGAUGAUGUUAGAUGGGUUCACGACAUGG
Messenger RNA from Truncatella angustata, 2065 nucleotides. RefSeq lists its product as uncharacterized. The record is from RefSeq and is a predicted model, not a curated record. Lineage: Eukaryota; Fungi; Ascomycota; Sordariomycetes; Amphisphaeriales; Sporocadaceae. The transcript has 3 exons. Bases 295 to 2031 code for a protein of 578 amino acids.